UUACUCUUACCUUUAGAGUUUGGCCAAAGUGUAAAUGGAAUUGGAACAGGACUUUCAAGCAGUAACCUAGAUGGUUCAUACCUGAGUAACCAGUGUGGUGAUCUGAAUGGCCCUCAGCAAGUAAACACACCUAAUGGUCCUGUACUCACUAACUAUGGUCGCUAUCAGUUAAUGUCAGGAUUACAACGGCGAGACAUAAGAUAUGAGGGUGACCCAGAUUUGAAACCCAUAUGCACUUAUGAAGUACCACUCCUUGUGCGGUGGCUUUAUAGCCUGGCAUUACUAGUCAAUGCUAAAUAUGGAUCAGUCAUACAGGGAUUAUACUCAAGAAGAGAUUUACUAGGAACAAUGUGCAAACUAUUGAUCAAGGCACCAGAAACAGUGUAUGAAUACCACAAAAACAAUGCAGGUUCUCCACAUACCAGGGUGACAAAAUAUCUUCCUCCAAGAAUUAGCUUCAGAUUUCAGGCUAGUAAAUAUGUUUUAGGGUAUGAAUUAAUUGUUCUACUUAUGAUCUACACCUUUGACCUAUGGGGAUUUCUGCUGAAGAUGAUAGUGACACUUGGUCUCCUCCUCAUUGUACCUGCUUACAUCUCAUACCGGUAUACAGUACAUACUGAAGGUGUGCCUCAAGAAAGAGAACAGCAGCAGCAACAAAGGGAAAAUACUUCAGCCAUACCAGUCCCAGAAUUCAGAUAAUUUUAUUGUAUGGAAUCAUGUAACAAAGAAGAAAUUGUGUGUGACAUGAUUUUUACAUUGUGAAUAGAAUGAACAGUAGAUUUUUUUCAUUUAUUUAUUUAGUUUUAAUAUUAUUAUUUUUUUUUUUUUUACUUUGCUUAAAGCUUAAAACAACUAAUGCUAACAGUUUUGUACUUAUAAUAUGUUGGCAUGUUCUUAUUGCACCUGAUAAAAAGGAUGAUUUCUUUCUGUCAUUUAUUUAGUCACUGAAAGUAUUGUCAGUUAUCUGACAAUACUAAUGAUAAGUAAGAACUUUGAAGUAUGCCAAAUAUAAUGUUGAAAUAUUUUUUUUAGGUUUAUGUGUAAUAUUCCAUAAGAUAUAAUGAGUAAUCUCUAGUUUUGUAUUGAAACUAUACCAAAUUAAAUCAUUACUUAUAAAA
This is a messenger RNA of Penaeus vannamei (Pacific white shrimp), 1118 nucleotides long. NCBI's taxonomy places the organism in Eukaryota, Metazoa, Arthropoda, Malacostraca, Decapoda, Penaeidae. The record is from RefSeq and is a predicted model, not a curated record.